AUGGCUACACACGAAAAAUCAAACACCAUUUACUAUGGACGCAGUUGCCAACGCGGGAAAUCGGACAACGGCGAUGUCUGUAUCAAUGGCGAUGCUUCCUCUCAAGAGCUUGUUUCCAUAACUCCUUUACAUCUUCACGUCUCACUACAAGCAUCCAUCAUCAUGACAAGUGUUAUUCUCCGGGAAAGAAGUCAAGAAUCUUCAAAUCUUCAUACUCAUGACACAUUCAAGGAGGAAGACGAUGAAUUUGCUGCUACUUUAAGGAAAGCAGAAUCACUCGAUUAUAACAACUGCAUGUGGUUAUCUUCAGACGUUAAAAUAGACGCGUGGUUUAUCUCUUUAUUAUCAUCAAAAUCCCGUGAUAUAUUAAGCACAAAAGCUACAUUCUUCGAUGGAUCCAUAGCAAAUCCUAUAGAAGAAGCAUCUUUAGUUCUUGAUCAAAGAAAAGAAUUCGAGUUUUUUCAUGAGAAUUUAGAAGAAAAAGAAGUGGUUUCAUGGCUAGCAAAUGAUGAAUCCUCUAGUGUUUCUUCAAUUACUGAUACCACUGAUCAUGAUCAUGAUCAUGAUCAUGAUCAUGAGCAUGAGCACUCGUUUUCUUCAUGUUCAAGCUCUGAAUACUCUUCAGAAGUUGUGGAUAUGGAAGAAAUUGGUACAAAUAAACCACUUUUUUGGCCUUCUGAUUGGACAUCUGAUUGGGAUUCAGAAACCAAAUGUGAUUUAUUUAUCAUGUCACCUCGUAAGAACAUGUAUAAGUUGGAUUCAGAAAAAGGCUGCAAUAGAAUGCUUUUAUUCGACACACACCAAAAAUCUUCCACUAAAUUCGAUCUAAAAAACACAAUGAAAAACAAGCCUUCAAGAUUUAGAAAACCCACAAAAACUAGUACUAAAAUUGUACCUCUUGAUGAUGAGAUUGAUUUUGGAAGGCUAACAGAAGCUAAAGUUGUAAAUGAAAGUGGGCCCAUGGACACAAAGACUAAAACUAAAACACCGGGUCUUAAUGAUGAUUUGAGACUCCAAGUUCUUAAUGGAAAAAAGGAUUUAGACAAAGGUUGUAGUAGAAAGCUUGAGUUUAGCAUAGGUGAUGAGGAUGAUGAUACAUCAGAGGUAGUAGAAGUCAAACCGUUGACCAUGAAAUCUGUAAGGAAGCAUAGAAUAGUAUUGGAAGAUCUUUUGUUAGUGGAUAAGUUAAAUGUAGAGGGUGCUAUUGAAGAAGCAUUGGGGCUUGAUGAAUUUGAUGGGCUUGAGGGUCUAGGAUCUGAAUUCAACAAAGAUGGGUUUUCGCUCAUUGAGAAUUUUUAA
Lactuca saligna is the source of this 1299-nucleotide messenger RNA. The record is from the annotation of a GenBank genome assembly. NCBI's taxonomy places the organism in Eukaryota, Viridiplantae, Streptophyta, Magnoliopsida, Asterales, Asteraceae.